Juglans microcarpa x Juglans regia is the source of this 1103-nucleotide messenger RNA. Its product is annotated as ABC transporter I family member 6, chloroplastic-like. The transcript has 6 exons. Lineage: Eukaryota; Viridiplantae; Streptophyta; Magnoliopsida; Fagales; Juglandaceae. Gene Ontology annotation, molecular function: ATP hydrolysis activity; ATP binding. The record is from RefSeq and is a predicted model, not a curated record. The coding region runs from base 89 to 1069 and encodes 326 amino acids.
AAGUAACCAAAAUCCGGUAAACACAGUAUUACCAUUUCCUCAACUCCGGUCUCGCACAGUGCGUGGCGUUGUCUCCAACUUCUCUCCAAUGGCUCUACCCGUCCGUUGCUCCCAUUACACUCCACCGUUGGCUCCUUCAUUCCCUGCUUCUUCUUCAGUUGUUAGAUUCUUGCCCCCCAACUUCCUCCAAUUCACGCUUCCUACCCUCCGCCCCCUCUGUUGCCGCCCGUCCCACCGGCGGCCUGUAGCGGUCUUCACCGCCUCCCUCUCUGCCGUAGAUUCUCCAGCCACUUCCGGUAGCCAAGAGGAGAAGAAGCUCCUGCUCGAAGUCAAAGAACUGACGGCCGUGAUUGCGGAAUCCAAUCAACAAAUUCUCAAGGGCGUUAACCUCUCCAUCUAUGAAGGAGAGGUUCACGCAAUUAUGGGAAAGAAUGGUUCUGGGAAGAGCACACUGGCAAAGGUUCUUGUUGGUCAUCCAGAUUAUGAAGUUACAGGGGGCAGUGCAGUAUUCAAAGGGGAGAACUUGCUUGAUAUGGAACCGGAUGAAAGGUCACUUGCCGGGCUCUUUAUGAGCUUCCAGUCCCCUAUUGCGAUUCCUGGUGUGAACAAUAUUGACUUUCUGAAUAUGGCUUAUAAUGCUCGGCGAAGAAAACUGGGUCAGCCAGAGCUUGGACCGAUUGAGUUCUAUGCUUACAUUUUCCCCAAGCUUGAACUUGUGAAGAUGAAGGCAGACUUUCUUAAUAGAAAUGUUAAUGAAGGAUUCAGUGGUGGUGAAAGGAAGCGCAAUGAAAUUUUACAACUUGCAGUUCUGGGUGCAGAUUUGGCAAUCUUGGAUGAGAUUGAUUCUGGACUGGAUGUUGAUGCACUUCGAGAUGUUGCAGAAUCAGUGAAUGGGCUUUUGACUCCAAAAAAUUCUUUAUUGAUGAUUACUCAUUAUGCGCGUCUUUUGAAUUCUGUAAAGCCUACAUGGAUCCACAUCAUGGAGGACGGGAAAAUUGUGAAGACAGGAGAUAUUUCAAUAGCAAAACUUCUGGAGGACGAAGGGUAUCAAGCAAUUUCUGCAGCAUAACUGCAUGGCAAUUGAUGUUGGUAUUCUCUCUCCC